Molecule: messenger RNA, 1095 nt
Organism: Megalops cyprinoides (Indo-Pacific tarpon)
Lineage: Eukaryota; Metazoa; Chordata; Actinopteri; Elopiformes; Megalopidae
Product: lysozyme g-like
Exons: 5
Coding region: 109-666 (185 amino acids)
Biological process (GO): peptidoglycan catabolic process; defense response to Gram-positive bacterium
Cellular component (GO): extracellular region
Molecular function (GO): lysozyme activity
Source: RefSeq, a predicted model, not a curated record
AUCUUAUCACCUCAUUCGCGGGAGCAACGUCUGUCAGCAUACAGGAAAUGUUCCAGCAUUGCAUUAGUUGAAUAACCUGAUAGGAAAUCCCCAGGGUAAAACAUCAACAUGGCCUGCAUUUAUGGAGAUAUCACGAAGAUAGACACCACAGGAGCAUCUGCAAAAACGGCUAAACAAGACAACUUGACUGUUACAGGAGUGUCCGCUUCCCACCAACUGGCAGCGCAUGACCUGACCCGAAUGAACAAGUACAGGGAUCUCAUCAUCAAGGUGGGAAGGGCUCACCAAAUGGAUCCGGCCGUCAUCAGUGGAAUCAUCUCCCGGGAGUCUCGGGCCGGGGCAGCACUGAAGGACGGCUGGGGCGACCACGGAAAUGCAUUUGGACUCAUGCAGAUUGACAAACGAUACCACACACCAGUUGGAAAGUGGGACAGCGAGGAACAUCUCAACCAAGGCACUGAGAUUCUGAUUGACCUCAUCAAACAGAUCCAGAACAAAUUCAAAGACUGGCCCAAGGAGCACCAGUUUAAAGGUGGAAUAUCAGCCUACAAUGCAGGAGUUAAAAAUGUCCGCACCUACGAGCGCAUGGAUGUUGGGACCACUGGGGAUGACUACUCAAAUGAUGUGGUGGCCAGAGCCCAAUGGUUCAAAAAUAAUGGCUAUUGAAGAAAAGAUGAAGCCUUGAAACCUGAAGAGGAUGAUGAAUACACAACCAGGAAAUCCUGAUCAGUCAGACAUGGCCAUUCAAUUUGCUGCAACCACACUAUCCUAGAUGAUGUUGUCUCUGAUGACUGAUCUGUGUGGAUAAUUUUGCUGUUACAAUUGUCUUCUCUCUUCUAAGUAAACAGGCCAUGAAAGUUAUGUUUGCCUGUUUAUUUCUUCCUCACAGUUUUACUGUGGCAACGCAUAGACCAAUGAUACAGCUGAACCAGAAUAGCCUAAGACCAUACCUAUUGCUAUUGUAAAGGAUUAUUUAUCAAUAUAAUAACCAUCCGAGGCUUUUGCUAAAUACUGUAAAGAAUGUGAAAGUACAAUGGUUGAAGCUUAAUGUUGACCUGUAAUAGGUAUAGAAGUAAACCAACCGAUUUUUUAGAU